Mucor velutinosus is the source of this 660-nucleotide messenger RNA. RefSeq lists its product as uncharacterized. Lineage: Eukaryota; Fungi; Mucoromycota; Mucoromycetes; Mucorales; Mucoraceae. Bases 1 to 660 code for a protein of 219 amino acids. The record is from RefSeq and is a predicted model, not a curated record. The transcript is spliced from 3 exons.
AUGGCUAUUUUCCGUAACUCUUUGAUUGCUACUGCUUUGACCUUGUUGUUCUCUGCCUCUACACACGCUCAUGUCACUCUGAAUCCCAAGUUUGCUGAACCUGGUCAAAACCUCACUACUGCUUUCCACGUUCCUCAUGGCUGUAAUGGAUCUGCUACCACUGGCAUUACGGUUACUGUGCCUGAUGCUAUCACUGUUCUCACUCCUGAACAAGUCAACAAUUGGACAUUAACUACUACUUAUCGUGAUGAAUCAAACACCACAGUUAGCACCAUUACUUGGAAUAAUGGCUACUUGGAUCCUAAGGGUGCCAUUGAUUUCCCCAUGACCUUGUCUCUUCCUAACUCUGACUUGAGCUCUCAGCCAAAUGUUACUUUGUACUUCCCUGUUGUGCAAACUUGUCAAGUUGGAACUGCCAACUGGACAGCUCUUGGUAAUGACCAUGAGGGUGAGCCUGCUCCUACCAUUGUCAUUGUCAAAAAUGCUACCCAAGCUGCUGCUGAUGCCAUCGCCAUCAAGGCCAACGCUACCGCCUCUGCCUCUGCCUCUGCAAGCGCUAGUGGUGCUGCUGCUACUCAGACUGGCUCUGCUGCUAGCAGUAUCUAUGCUGGUAUCUUGCCUUUUGCUGCUGCUAUUGGUGCCCUUGCCGUUGCUCUCUAA